Salvia miltiorrhiza (redroot sage) is the source of this 1958-nucleotide messenger RNA. Its product is annotated as phenylcoumaran benzylic ether reductase TP7-like. The record is from RefSeq and is a predicted model, not a curated record. Gene Ontology annotation, molecular function: oxidoreductase activity. NCBI's taxonomy places the organism in Eukaryota, Viridiplantae, Streptophyta, Magnoliopsida, Lamiales, Lamiaceae. Bases 326 to 1240 code for a protein of 304 amino acids. The transcript has 4 exons.
GAUUGCUAGGUAGAGUGCAUUAAAGUAUUUAGGAUCUAACACAUUUUUUUGAUGUAUAAUUCUUUUUUAAUUUUUUUUAUGGUUUAGUUUAUUCUGACGCAGAAAACUAUGAGACUCCGUAUGAACUCAGUAAAAAAAACUCUAGACCGCAAUUUGUGGGCCAAUCCAAUAAGAAAAUCUCUAAACUGGAGAAAUUUUAUAAUGCUAAAAAUGGAUGAUGGGUGGAUGCUAAUUGUUUAUUUAUACGUGAACCCAUCUCAACACUGUAAUUCAUCAUCAAACUCAGCAACUGCAAGAAAAAGAAAAUUUUCAAAUACACAGAAAAAUGGGAGAGAAGAUCUUGAUAAUCGGUGGAACAGGAUACAUCGGCAAAUUCGUAGUUGAAGCCAGCGCCAAAUCUGGGCAUCCCACUUAUGCUUUGAUGAGAGAGGCAUCCCUCUCUGAUCCAGCCAAAUCCCAGCUCGUUGAGACCUUCAAGAAAUCUGGUGUCACCAUCCUAACUGGAGAUCUGAAUGAUCAUGAGAGCUUGGUGAAGGCUAUAAAGCAAGUAGAUGUGGUUAUAUCAACUGUAGGCUUCAUGCAGAUUGCUGAUCAAUAUAAGAUUAUUGCUGCUAUUAAAGAGGCUGGAAAUGUUAAGAGGUUCCUACCUUCAGAAUUUGGAAACGAUAUCGACCGUGGGCAUGCCGUGGAUCCCAUAAACCCAAAUUUGCAACUUAAGGUAGAAAUCCGCAGAGCAAUAGAGGCAGAGGGCAUUCCCUACACCUACGUGGUGUGCAACUUGAUUGCCAGCUUCGCGCUCUCGAGUUUUCUGCAACUGGGCGCCACUGCUCCUCCCAGAGACAAAGUAGUUAUCCCUGGAAAUGGAAAUGUUCAAGCUGUGUUCAACGAGGAACAUGACAUUGGUGCAUACACCAUCAAAGCUACGGUUGAUCCCAGAACAUUGAACAAGAUCCUUUACAUUAAGCCUCCUCACAACAUAUAUUCAUUCAAUGAGCUUGUUCAUUGCUGGGAGAAGAAGAUCGGCAAAACCCUCGACAAAAUAUACGUGCCAGAGGAAGAAAUUCUGAAGCAGAUGAAAGAGUCAGCAUUAAAUGUGAUAGUGUGGAUCAACCACUCCAUAUUCGUCAAGGGUGAUCAGACCUAUUUUGAGAUUGAUCCAACGGUGGGGGUUGAGGCUUCCCAGCUCUAUCCUGAUGUCAAAUACACCACCGUGGACGACUAUCUCAAUAACUUCGUGUAGAUAUCCACUCACUCUUUUUGAAUCGGGUUGUUGUGUCAUGGUUUUGUCGAGCAAGUGGGAGGCUGGUGCUGCUUUGUUUGGGUUUUAAGUUUUGGCUUUUUUCUUGGUCGUUGGUGGGCUGGUGGUGCGCAGGGCUGCUGUCAACUGUGCUUCAGGUGCAUGGCUGGAACCGUUGUGGUCGGGUCCCGCUGGUUUCUCCGCCAUCGUCGGUCAUUGGUUUGGCUGCCGGCUGGUUUCUUGUUGCGCCGGUGGCGUCCUUUUCGGCCCCAUCUUCUUGGGGUUCUAGCUGUCUUCCUUCGAUUGAUUGCUUUUGGAUUCUCUUUGACAUUUGGUCGAGCAGAUGGAGGAUGAUGGUUGUUGGCUUGGUGCUGGCUGUGGUCGGGCUUCUUUGGUUUAUCCGCCCUGUUUUUUCAUGGCGGCUUGGUCUUCGUUUUUUUGUUUUGUUCAUUGGUACGUCGGUGGGCGUUUUGCUUGUUGGUCUUUCUUAGUUCUUCUUUUUGUUGUCUCGGGUUUGUUCUUAGUGAGUAUUGAUUAACAACUAAAAGUUGUUAAACUUGUUAUUUAGAGUUUGUUAGAAACAUCGGUUAGUUAAAGAAAUAGUUAGAAGGUAAUUAUAACAUGUAAACCGGUGCAUGUACUGGUGCAUGAACGGCUCUUGUAAUCCUCUCUAUAGAAGGAGAAAUGCAGAUAUCAAUAAGAUUUGAUUUUCCAGUUUCAA